Messenger RNA from Sinocyclocheilus grahami, 1587 nucleotides. RefSeq names its product CUB and zona pellucida-like domain-containing protein 1. The annotation marks the transcript as partial. The transcript has 10 exons. The record is from RefSeq and is a predicted model, not a curated record. NCBI's taxonomy places the organism in Eukaryota, Metazoa, Chordata, Actinopteri, Cypriniformes, Cyprinidae.
GAUCCAACCACAACAACAACUGAGUCAACCACAACAACAACUGAGUCAACCACUAUGACACCAACAACAACUGAUCCAACCACAACAACAACUGAGUCAACCACAACAACAACUGAGUCAACCACUAUGACACCAACAACAACUGCAAUAACAACCACUGCAACGACAACAACAACAACUUUGGCCCUGAGCAAAAUACCUCUUCAGUUUUCGCUUCAAGUUGAUGGUCCAGCACCAUCUUGCACUGAGGGUGAAUAUCUACCACGGUUCCUCCAUCCAACGCCACAUCAUGGAGAACACCUGCAGGCACGUGUAAAUCAAGAGCUUGAGAUCAGAGUGAAAGCUUCUGCAUCUUUUUCAAGAAUCGUUGAUAUCAUCAUUAGUGGACCUCUGAACAGCACAAAGUACAAAACCACCACUGGGGAAUAUGUGAUUAACUGGACACCAACCUCAGAAAACUAUGGCCAACACUUUCCAUUUUGCUUCAUCGCAGAAGGACAAUAUGGAUCUAAUAUUUACCACUCUGAGAUGAGGUGCGUUGUUGCAAAGGUGAAUGGUAAAGGACCUGAGGCAAAUGUAACCUGCACUCAAAACUCAAUGUCAGUGACAAUUAAGAGAUCCUCCAUCAAAAACCUCCAUGGUGACCACCUGAGACUGAUAAAUCCAUCUUGUCGGGUUUACACUAACAGUAGCCACCUGUUCACCAACACACUUCUAAACGACUGUGGCACUCAGAUUGAGGAGAACAAUAAUGAACUCAUCUUCAAGAAUAAAAUCAUUACAUUCGAUGAUCCCAGGGACAUUAUAACCAGGAAGGAUAACCUAGAAAUUGAAAUCCUGUGCAAGUACCAGAAAAGGACCAAUGUUACGCUGGAGUUCGAUACUCACAGACCACCAAUCAUCUUCUCAGAAAAAGGUUUCGGCACAUUCAACUAUCAGUUUGAGUUUUAUGCUUCUGCAAAUUUCCAGAACAGCAGGGGUCCAGAAUCAUACCCACUUGAGUAUGAUGUGGGCGACAAGAUCUUCAUGAAGAUUGAGCCCGUUACUCCAGUCCUAAACACUGAGAUCUUCCUCGAGUCGUGUGUAGCUACUCCUUACGAUAAUCCCAACUACCCAGUCUCCUAUCCCAUCAUCAAGAACGGAUGCAUUGUGGAUGAAACGGUUCGGUUUUUCUUAAGCCACCAACCAUUCGUCCAGUUAGAAAUGGAGGCCUUCAAAUUCAUUGGGUUCCAUGACCAGGUCUUCAUCAGCUGCUCAAUCAUCAUAUGCCAGGCCAACAAUCCCAACACCCGCUGCUCUCAGGGCUGCGUCAACAGCACAGUCGCUCCACCGGCCCACCACCAUCACAAAAGAGAGGCUCCCCUCCAGACCGACAGUCACUUCAUCUCCCAGGGGCCCCUGCGGCUGAAGAGGAGCGCAUCUCAGGUCACCGUAAGCCCGGGUCUGAAUCUAAACCUUGUUGUCGUCACUGUUUGUCUUGUGGCAACAGUAGCCAUGGUGUGUGGAGUGAUCGUCUACAGAGCCAGAGGGCAAAGGAUCAGAUACAAACCCGUUCCAUCACACGACUUUUAGUCAUGUCAGCUCUGU